Aspergillus tanneri is the source of this 2982-nucleotide messenger RNA. RefSeq names its product basic helix-loop-helix domain-containing protein. NCBI's taxonomy places the organism in Eukaryota, Fungi, Ascomycota, Eurotiomycetes, Eurotiales, Aspergillaceae. The transcript has a single exon. Gene Ontology annotation, biological process: positive regulation of transcription by RNA polymerase II; SREBP signaling pathway. Gene Ontology annotation, molecular function: protein dimerization activity. The record is from RefSeq and is a predicted model, not a curated record. Bases 1 to 2982 code for a protein of 993 amino acids.
AUGGCUAUGCCCAGUAUGGGUGGUGAUUUUCAGCUAUUCUCUCCCGACAGACGGGAUUCGCACGCCGACUCCAUGACUUUCAGCACAGAUGACUCGGGUCAGGAUUGGACCCAAUGGAUGAGGUGGGAUGAUAACGCCUUCUCCGAGAACACCAAGGAGCUUUCGCAGUCCCCGCUUGAGUUCCCUUUCACUUCGCCCAAUCCAUCGGUAGGGAAGCAAAGCAUUGGCAUGUUCCCGAAGAGCGAGUUCUCGCCUGAUAUCUCGCUCGACUGCGGCAACCUUGCAUUUGAUUCAUUCUUGGGAAAGGAGCCCAGCGAGGGAAUGCCUUGCCAACCCCAGUCAAUUGGUGCAGAAUUAUUGUCUGGAAACUCUGUCGCAUCUAGCUCCCCGGUUUCCUUGGAAGGUGCCUCUCGCAAGCGCAAGUCAGGUAGCGAUGACGAUGGCUCUACCGUUAGUACCCAUCUUCCGAACGGCAAGAAAAUGCCGGCGAAGAAGCGAGCACACAAUGUUAUUGAAAAAAGAUAUCGAGCCAACCUGAAUGAGAAGAUUGCAGAACUUCGAGAUAGUGUGCCCAGUCUGAGAGCCUCGAAACAUGCGAAUGGAGGCCUGGCCGACGACGAUGAUGCGGAAGGUGUCACCCCUACCAGCAAGCUAAACAAAGCGUCUAUCCUUUCCAAGGCAACGGAGUAUAUUCGCCACCUGGAAAUUCGGAACAAGCGCCUAGAAGAGGAGAAUACUGCCUUAAAGAAUCGAUUGCGACUGGCGGAUAAAGCAGUCGAUCAGACAGUGACCUCCGCAGCCUCGAUUUCGUCGCCUAGUAACUGCACUGUGUCGACAGAGUCCGGUUCGAGUUCGUCCCCUAGCGUAUUUUCAAAUGUGGAGGAUCCGCCGAGUGAUCAUCCUCCGGACCCUCUUUACCCACCGGAGGGUUUGAUGAAGGUCCCGGAUGCCUUCAAACGUAUGCGCGCUGCGCCACCACGGGAUGCGUCUUUUUCACAGUCGUACAUCCCAUACCCCAGCAGCAAUGGUGGAUCUUCGUCAUCUGCUGGAGGGCGCAGACGGUCCUACUACCCCAAUAAAUACAUGCUCGGUGCCCUUGCUGGUCUCAUGGUCCUGGAGGGCAUGGGCAAGGAGAAGAAUUCAGAAUCGUCCGCUAAAGGCCUCCUCGCGGUUCCCAUCAACCUUUUUAACAGUAUUGAGCUACCUUCUAAUGCCUACUGGGCAACUGCGCUCCGAAGCUUCUGGUACUCGUGGCAUGCUCGAGCUAUCUCCCACUUCCUUGUCCUUGCUACGCUUGUCGUUGGCAGCGCAUUUGUGGUUUUCGUUUAUCUGUUCAACUCCGGACAGAGCCGUCAAAAUUCAUCGCCAAAGGUCGCCUGCAAGUCCGAUGCUACGAUGUCCUCGAGUAAUUUCAGACGCCAAGCCUGGCUGACAAGCAUCCAACAGGUUGGCGUACCGCGGCACACGUUCUUCCAUGAGUGGUAUGUUGUUACUUCGCGGUGCUUGGAGUACGUUUUACGCUGUCUUAUGGGCUGGAAAUUAUACUCGUGGGCCACGGGGAUCACGGAAGAGGAUGAGCGAGGCCGAGUGAAAACCUGGGAUAUCGCCAUUGAUGCACAGCUUGUGGGCGGUGACGCAGAAAUUAGUAAGAGUCGUCUUGUCCUUACUAUAUUUGCUGCAGGCACCCUACCGCGGAGCCCGAUGAGGAUGAUGCUGAAGGCCCUCCAUUGCCGCAUUUUAAUGUGGCGCGUUGGUAUCCCUGGUUCGUGGACCUUCAACACAUCCAACGAGGUUGCUCGUACUUUGGCUCGGUACCAGUGGGAGCUGGCACGGAAGAUGAAUGCUUCGUUACCGAAAGACCACCCUGAUGUUCUUCCUAGCCAUUUGGCAGCCUUGCUUGAACUCGACAGCGAGGAGGUCAUGAUCGACAGCAUUGUUCAGAGAGCGGCGAACCUCACAUGGAACCGUCCUACACAGGAGGGAGCUGAUGAUGACGAGGCUCUCCUUGAUGUUGUAGAGGAAGACCCCGCCAUACAGUCCACGUUGGAUGCACUCGCUGCAUGGUGGUCGAGUCAUCUUUUGCAACGCGCACUUCUCAACUACUUCGAGGCUAGCUCUGGCGGACCAGAAGCGAAGAAAAGCCGUACCAUUUUCAAGGCCAAAAUUAAGCUUGCUCUAGAUGUGGCUCCCCAGCCUUCUGCUGCACACACGCGUGCUCUCGUCAUGAAGGCCGUCUUUUUCGAACAAGACCGUGUGGCUAAUAUCGGAACCGUCCUUGCGGCUCUGCCCAAAGAAAAGGGCAAGAAUAAACAAAACCGGACAAUCAAUUUCUUGGAUUCAUCUUUACCUGUGUCGGUUCGGGAAGAAAUCAGCAUCGCAGUUCGUUGCGCCAUGAUUGCCGCCAUAUUUACCGCACGAGCCACGGGCGACACCUCCCUGCCAACCUCGUUUACAGUGGAGAAAGCCAUUUCAUGGUUCAAUCGAUUGCCGCUUGAUCCAGUGGAGCUGACCCUGCUGGGAUUUGCAGCGGUCUAUCACCUACUUCAUGUCCUUGCCUCCGACACCGAUUACCUGUUCUCAUCCGACUCGUCCUCUCCCUCAUCCCCCAUGUCCAGGGCCCUCUCGUCUUGUGAUGAAUCAUCCGACAACGACAGACCUGCCCAGAAGAUCCCCACGCAAUCAAUUCCGAACUUAGGCCGUGUAGCAUCUGAACUGAUGUACUGGGCCCGCAACGCCUACAACCCUGCAUUUUACGGAUUCACUUCCAACCUUGUCGAAGUUAUCGAGUCUGAAUGCACAUCUCUCUGUCACAGUGCCGGUGUUGACGUCACUGCCUAUUCCUGCAUCCAAGAAGAGAGGAGUAAAGCUCAACGGCAAUACAAGAAAGAGAAAAGAUCGUCCAAGCGGUCGAGGGAUAAGGUGAACAAAGACAUCCAGGAUCCUCCGCAGAACUAUCAAAACCGACAUUCAGUUCAGGGAUGA